Messenger RNA from Aspergillus vadensis CBS 113365, 1182 nucleotides. Its product is annotated as F1F0 ATP synthase subunit gamma. Gene Ontology annotation, molecular function: proton-transporting ATP synthase activity, rotational mechanism. The coding region runs from base 431 to 1174 and encodes 247 amino acids. The transcript is spliced from 5 exons. The record is from RefSeq and is a predicted model, not a curated record. NCBI's taxonomy places the organism in Eukaryota, Fungi, Ascomycota, Eurotiomycetes, Eurotiales, Aspergillaceae. Gene Ontology annotation, biological process: proton motive force-driven ATP synthesis.
CUCUCCCUCCUCCCCCUCUCCCCACACUAUCCCCUCUGCGAUUGUUUAUCGUUGGUCUUUUCGACCGUACGGCUUCUUUGCAAUAUGUUCUCCCGUGCUGUUCGUCCGGCUGUGAGGGCUGGUAGCAUUGCGGUCUCCCGGUAAGUUCUUCUUCUCUUCCGGAAUGUCCACAACACCCGCCCGUCCGUCGCCUUUUCGUUUCCCUCCCACACCCCAGCUAGGCUGUCCCAGCUGGCUCCCACCCCCCAAACCACCAAUCCUUUAACCUUCAGGAAAACGAGGAGAUGGAGCUACAAGCAGACCAACCGAGUGGUUCAAUGGCUGAUUUUUUCGAAGCACUGCUCCCCCCAAUGCCGCCAACUUCGCGACUCUGCGUGAAAUCGAGGGCCGUCUCAAGUCCAUCAAGAACAUCGAGAAGAUCACCAACACCAUGAAGGUCAUCGCCUCCACCCGUCUUACUCGCGCCCAGAAGGCCAUGGAGGACUCUCGCACUUACGGUCAGACCUCCAACACCGUUUUCGAGAACGCCGAGACCAAGCCUCUCGAGGACAAGAAGACUCUGCUCGUCGUCGCCAGCUCCGACAAGGGUCUUUGCGGUGGUAUCCACUCCGGUCUCAGCAAGGCUACUCGUCGCAUGCUCCAGCAGCACCCCGAUGCCGACAUCGUCGUCCUCGGUGAGAAGGCCAAGGCUCAGCUGUCUCGUACCAACCCCAACGCCAUCGUCCUGAGCUUCGCCAACGUCUGCAAGGACAUCCCCACCUUCAACGACGCUCAGUCCAUCGCCGACCAGAUCUCUCAGCUGCCCACCGACUACGCCAGCGUCAAGAUCAUCUACAACCAGUUCAUCAACGCCCAGUCCUACGAGGCCGGUACCGUUGAGGCUUACUCUGAGGAGGCUAUCACCCAGUCUCCCAACCUCUCUACUUUCGAGACUGAUGACCAGACUCUGGCCCACCUCCGUGAAUACGCCCUUGCCAACAACCUCUUCUGGGCUAUGGCCGAGGGUCACGCUUGCGAAAUCUCCGCUCGUCGUAACGCCAUGGAGAACGCCUCCAAGAACGCUGGUGAGAUGAUCAACAAGUUCCAGAUCUUGUACAACCGUCAGCGUCAAGCCGCCAUUACCGGUGAACUGGUUGAGAUUAUCACUGGUGCCACCGCCAGUGCGGACAUGUAAAAGCUUCC